GGGGCCGCCAUUACGGCAGGUUGUUGUUCCUCGGACGACUAGACAAAUGCCUUAGCAAGAAAAGGAAUCAAGUUAUGGGAAUUCCCGGAAUUUUUAUUAUUGCAUACUAGACAUAUCCCUGGCGCCGCUGAACAACAUGCGAGUCAAGAUCCAUAUCCUCUUUUGUUACAUUACCUAUAAGAGCUUUGGUACAGCAAUGGCAAGAUUUCACUCUAAGAACUUUUUUAGGUCCAAUUGCUAUACGAUGACUGCUACUACUCUAAGUAUAUCAUACUUUUGAGGUCUUUUCACAAAUUGUUGGCGUUUAUCUUUGAAAUUGUAUAAUCAAAUACACAACUUUUAGAUGGUAUAAUUAUAUAAACGUACAGGCCAAAAACAGAUCUAUCCUGGAGACUUUUUGAGCUAUCCCCAUUGUUAUAACUAUUUUUCAGGAAUGACACGGGUAUCCUUCUCCCGCAGAUGCAGACAAAGGCCGCUGCUACUAACGCUGUGUAGCUCUCUGAAAAUCUUCUAUAAGACGGAGGAAUAACGCAAGUUUUAUAUAGAUUCCAGCCAGACCUUAGAUCCAAUUACUUUCAGAGGAUACAUUUUUCGAGGCUAUGUCUGGUUAUAUGUGAAUCGAGGAUACACUGCCGAAAGUUUCGUGGCGGUAAAGCAGCAGCGCCUGCGGCUAAAAUGGGAACCACAACUAGUUAGUUAACUACUUGAAAGUCUCUAAGCGCGAAGUUUGCCAACGUCCUCAAAACCAAGACAAGUCACCGCCGCGACUUGACCAACCACGCUUACGCCCAAUAUGACGAAGACGAUCGAAGUCACGUCCAUAGAGGAGUUCAUAGCACUGCUAUCAACGACUCCUGUUCUAAUAGCGGACUGUAAGAUGUCCCUUCUUCCCCCAAAGCUCUCCGAGCUUGCCCCUCGUUACCCCACUAACUUCAACAUCAACAAUGUUGAAAUAACUGCCCUUCUCUCAACUAUCCAUAUUUCAACAUAAAACUAAGCAUUUUGCUUUCCUAUAGUCUAUGCGGACUGGUGCGGACCAUGUAAAGCAAUAGCCCCGGUAUUUGGCAGCCUGUCGGAGCAGCAUGCUGGUGAAAAAGUGAAGUUCGCAAAGGUCAACGUGGACAAGCAAGAAGAUAUCGCAAGGCUCUUCAAUAUCACAGCUAUGCCCACAUUCAUUGUUUACCAUCACGGCGAAAUCCUACGAGAGGUAAAGGGAGCGGGAAAAGAAGCCCUCACCACUGCAGUUAUGGCUGGCGUGCAGGUUGCCAACGGCGAAGUCCCUACAGCGUCGAAGGAAAUAAGUGAUGAAGGUUCGACCUGGCUAGGUGCUCCUGCCCCGCGAACUUAUCAGGACAUUACAGAUGAAGUAGAAGUGAAGGGCAUAGAUAUGCUUAACCGUGACGACGAAGCCGGUGCUGCAAGAAGUUUGUUCGACAGCCAGAUUCCCCGUACCCUUGCCGUAGCAAAUGCUAAGGGCAAAGAAAAUGAACCUAUAAACCCAGACUGGGUGCUAAGCGACACGGACGAGCAAUUAAUUGUGUUCAUCCCCUUCCAAUCCUCCACCAAGGUUCAUUCUCUACAAAUAACUUCACUCCCGCCAUACAGCGAUGACGAAGAGAAUGCACCUAUGCGGCCAAGGACUAUAAAGCUCUUUACAAACCACGCCCACAUUAUCGGAUUUGAGGAUGCGGAUGACUCCAAACCUGUGCAGACUUGCGAAAUAUCUCCGAAGGAUUGGGAUCCAAAGACGGGCACUGCCACUGUUGAGCUCCGGUACGUCCUGUUCCAGGGAGUUUCUUCCCUCAAUGUGUAUUUUGUCGACGGUGACGGAGAGGGCGAGAAGAUAAGAGUAGACAGACUACGCAUCUUCGGCGAGAAAGGGGAGAAGAGAGAAGGUGUUAUAGAGAAGGUUGGCGCUUCAGGCAAUUGAAACAGGCACUCAAUGGUAUUCCAGAAAAAUAUAUCACUUCAUAAACAAAAGGAACCUUCGUAGCAUAAUAGCAACAGCGGAAGCUUCCAUUCUCAUACACGUAAAGGGUACUCUAGACAAGGUAUAUUCAUUUAAAAGCAGUACAGAAUAGGUAUGCAAUGAGUGUUUGAUCCCAACAAAUGGCCGUUCCUGCUGAUAUAUAGAACGGCCAAUAAAAGUAAGAAUCAACGUGCAAUUUCAUCUCUCUGGGACGCAGCUGACACCUAAAUGGAUAACAUCACUGAUGAACCUGCCUGUACAGACAGCUUCAGACGCAUAGGUAACACGGGUAAUGAUAGUAAUCAUUUUACGUUGCGUUCGCCGCACGAGAGAGAGAAAGGAAGAGAAGAAAAAUAAGAAACAGGCGACGAAAAAAAUCUUUUAUUCCAAGCUCAACAAUUCACGCUAGUCCGUAUACGGACAGAUACAAACGGUGCAAACAGAGUCUCGCCUAAUGCUGAAUAAUUAUAUCACGUGAUAUGGUUUUCUCUCAGUGGUGUCUCUUGCAGAAUUUUUCCCUCUCUUCCCUCUCUUCUUCUUUUCCCUCCUCCAUGGCCGAUGAUGGGAUAUACGGGAGCAUGACUCUCGGUAUCUAUGAAAAACAUAAUAGGAAGAGACUGAAGGGAUAUAUAGCCCAAUGAUCUCACUUGACACUUUCGCUGAGGCCAAAUUUACCAUGUUUUUCCAGUCUGCGUUUUACAUCUUCCAUGUCUAGGAAGGGUAUCUCAAUAAUGCCUUCGUUUGAUUUCCUCUUCCUUUUCCCAGUGGGAUUUAAUCUUUGUCGAUAAAUGACUGGUAUACCAUGACGUCAUGAAGUGAUUACCUUGGUGUCUAUCUUUUCCUGCCGCGGUAAUAAGCAUCCGAGUUAUCAUAUGCUUGCGGAGACUUUGAUAGGUGCAUCCAGAAAACGAAAAAUGGUGCACAUUUUCUGCGUUGUACAUCUCAAGCAAACAUAACCACUCUGUUCAUGUGUCAUUCAUCUUUGGCCGGAGAGACUUACAGGCUUAUGAAUUGAUGGCAGAGGAUAUGAUCGCCUGAUCGACACCAUGCGAUUCUCUUUUGUCGGUUUUGUCUCCCGUACCAUGUGGCACUUUGACAUUCUGGGAGCGGCAAAUUCUGGAUGGCUUUUCUUCUUUCCAUCUGAAGAAGAGAGUUGGGUUAUUGGCAAUAACUUGCAGAUGCUAUCGGAUCUGUCAUGCUUCUGGAAGGCAAACGACGAAAAAAAAAAAAA
Messenger RNA from Trichophyton rubrum CBS 118892, 3200 nucleotides. Its product is annotated as thioredoxin. The transcript is spliced from 2 exons. The coding region runs from base 1163 to 1930 and encodes 255 amino acids. The record is from RefSeq and is a predicted model, not a curated record. Lineage: Eukaryota; Fungi; Ascomycota; Eurotiomycetes; Onygenales; Arthrodermataceae.